UCGGAGAGUGGGACUUUGGAAGGGGCCGCUCUCCGCCCCCCGCUCCCGCUUCGCCCCAAAGAAAGAGUGUAACCCGCUCCACACCCCAGUACCACUCUCUUCGACAGUCACUGUCCCGUUUUGACAGACAGGGCGGCCACCGCGGGUGAUUUCAGCAAUGGCCCCCCAUUCUCCCUGAUUCCUGGCACCGGUCGGUCGUCAUGGUAACCCCCAACCUGAAACCCCCCCCUAAAUUCCUCUUCCACUCCACCUUGGUGGUUAUGAGGCCCCAAAACUCUCCUGUCCCUGCGCCUGGAGGAGGUUGCCAAGGUAACCUAGAUCCCUGGUGGUCCUUCUGCCCCUACCCUCGUUGUUACUAUGGCAAUCUCACCUAGGGCUCAGGUAGAAAGGGGCCAGCCCCAAGGACACGGACACGGAUGGCUAAGGGAAACCCCUCCCCCGUAGCCACCCAGUUGGCAUUACCAUGGUAACCAUCUCCCCCUUUUCCAUCGUGGGAGGGCCAUGGACCAAACCAACCAGGUGUUUUUAUUUAGAGGAGAUGCGCUAUUGAGUAGUUGCUAUGGUUACAGGGCCUAGACCCUCCCCAGGGAGGUGAAAAAUAGGCAAGGCUAAAGUCCUGGUUACUAUGGUGAUGUGCGGGUUCCCCCUUCCAGUGACCAAGGAACCAGGCCCACUAAGAAGUGGACGUUUUAGUAUUGUCUCAGGAUGGAAUGUGUCUAGGGAAGGGGUUGUCAUGGUAACAGCUUCUGUCACUUCUCGACCUACCUUUCUGGACACAUUGAUACAGAGAGAGGGUUGGGUGGGUAUAACUGACAUCCUUCCCACCCUCUCCAGGUGGUGCCUGAGCUUCUGGGACAGCGAGAGAAUGAUUCUCUGACUUCAUUGCCACUUUUGUUGAUAAGAUGACAUUGUGCUCUAUUGUGCAAAAUUGGCUGAUUUGGGAUUUUCUGGUUUUCCUUCCCUCAGCAGUGCAGCUGGGCUGUGCUGGAACCGCCCCUACAGAGCUCCCCCAGCCGGCUACCUAGGAGGAUGCCCUGGAGGCCCUACCAGGGUCUGACUUCGACUCCAUGCGGCUCACUCGCUGCCAGGCUGUCCUGGUAGCCGCCAUCACCCUCAACCUCCUGGUUUUCUUCUAUGUCUCGUGGCUGCAGCACCAGCCCAAGAACUCCCGGGCGCGGGGCCUGCGCCGCGGAUCUGCCACCGGCCCCCGUGUCACCGUCCUGGUGCGAGAGUUUGAGGCCUUUGAUAACGCAGUGCCGGAGCUGGUGGACUCCUUCCUGCAGCAGGACCCGGCCCAGCCGGUGGUGGUGGCAGCCGAUGCGCUCCCCUACCCACCCCUGGCCCUGCCCCGCCUCCCCAACGUUCGUCUGGCGCUGCUCCAGCCCUCCCUAGACCGGCCCGCCGCCGCCUCGCGCCCGGAGACCUAUGUGACCACCGAGUUCGUGGCCCUAGUGCCCGACGGGGCGAGAGUGGAUGCCCCGGGCCAACUGGAGCGCAUGGUGGAGGUGCUCCGGGCGGGAGGCCCACGCCUGGUGGCAGCCCCGGUGGCCUCGGCCAACCCUGCGCGGUGUCUGGCCCUAAACGUCAGCCUCCGCGAGUGGACGGCCCGGUACGGCGCGGCACCCUCCGCGCCCCGCUGCGACGCUCUGGAAGGAGACGCCGUGGUGCUCCUGCGCGCCCGGGACCUCUUCAACCUCUCGGCGCCCCUGGCCCGGCCGGUGGGCACCAGCCUCUUCCUGCAGACCGCCCUUCGCGGCUGGGCGGUGCAGCUGCUGGACCUGCCCUUCGCCGCGGCCCACCAGCCCCCGCUGACCACGGCCCAUGCACGCUGGAAGGCGGAGCGCGAGGGGCGCGCACGGCGGGCGGCGAUGCUCCGGGCGCUGGGCAUCCGCCUGGUGAGCUGGGAGGGCGGGCGGCUGGAGUGGUUCGGCUGCAGCAAGGAGACCGCGCGCUGCUUCGGGACGGUGGUGGGUGACACCCCGGCCUACCUGUACGAGCAGCGCUGGACGCCCCCGUGCUGCCUGCGCGCGCUGCGGGAGACCGCGCGCUACGUGGUGGGCGUGCUGGAGGCGGCGGGGGUGCGCUACUGGCUGGAGGGUGGCUCCCUGCUGGGGGCGGCCCGCCACGGGGACAUCAUCCCGUGGGACUACGACGUGGACCUGGGCAUCUACCUGGAGGACGUGGGCAACUGCGAGCAGCUGCGGGGAGCCGAGGCCGGCUCCGUGGUGGACGAGCGCGGCUUCGUGUGGGAGAAGGCCGUGGAGGGCGAUUUCUUCCGCGUGCAGUACAGCGAGAGCAACCACCUGCACGUGGACCUGUGGCCCUUCUACCCGCGCAACGGGGUCAUGACCAAGGACACGUGGCUGGACCACCGGCAGGAUGUCGAGUUCCCCGAACACUUCCUGCAGCCUCUCGUGCCUCUGCCCUUCGCUGGUUUCGUGGCGCAGGCGCCUAACAACUACCGCCGCUUCCUCGAGCUCAAAUUCGGCCCCGGGGUCAUCGAGAAUCCCGAGUACCCCAACCCCGCUCUCCUGAGUUUGGCAGGAAGCGGUUGAAGCCGGGACGCCCAUAUCUGGGGCCAGGGAACAGUGGUCAAGGGGAGCUAACCGUUGUCUUUUGGGGUCUGUGUGUUGGCGGGGGGGUUGUGUGGUGGAGACAGAGAGGAACUGACCAAAGAGACAUUUUAGAGAAGUGUGCUUCUGGCGGGAGGAGAGAACCAAGGCUCUGAAGCGACCUCCAGCUUCUCCUGGUCCUGCCCACCGGGUGCGAUGGAUGCUUGGAGCAUAUCCUGGGGCCUCCCAGUAAUUGAGGGUGCCGCUGGCCAUUAGUGGAUGGACCAGGAAUGCCAAGCCGCCCUACAGUACCCAACGCCAUCAAGACUUGUGGUUCCCCAAGUUUUCCAAGAACCCUGGGCUCCAGAUGGGGGCAGAGUUUUGGAAGAGAGAUACUGGGUUUGUUAGGGGGAAGGGAUGUCCUGAGCAACCCCAUUUUAUAUACGGGUUUGUCCUGUAACAGUUUCAGGGGCCAGACUGCCGCGAUGCAAAUCCUGGCCCCACCACUUGCUAGUGGUCUGAGGCUGUGUGCAGGCUUCCUUGCCUCGGUGUCUUCCAGGAUUCAGGAGCGCCCCCCUCCGGGCCUAGCACCUCAAGAGCCCGGUCUUGGCUCACUUGGCUGCUGGGGUUGCUUCUGCCACUAGAGGGCGCCCUUGUCCCGCUGUGCGGGUCCAGGCAACAAUAAGGCCAGGACCUGUUCUAGGGCUUUUGGGUCUCCUCUCUGAGCCCCUGUUCCUGUCAGGACAAGAUAACCAUCUCCUCUACUUCUACAAAGCUACUCCCCUCCUGGGGAGCCCCCUGUGAGGAGCAUGCUGUGGUUAAUAACUAGGUCUGCACCUGGCACCUCUCCUUUUGAACUGUUACCUCAUUUUAGUUCUCUGCCUUGCAGGGCGGG
Molecule: messenger RNA, 3447 nt
Organism: Talpa occidentalis (Iberian mole)
Lineage: Eukaryota; Metazoa; Chordata; Mammalia; Eulipotyphla; Talpidae
Gene: FKRP
Product: fukutin related protein
Exons: 2
Coding region: 1068-2555 (495 amino acids)
Biological process (GO): protein O-linked glycosylation via mannose
Cellular component (GO): Golgi apparatus
Source: RefSeq, a predicted model, not a curated record